This is a messenger RNA of Aspergillus lentulus, 1260 nucleotides long. It is a transcript of the gene isn1, whose product is annotated as IMP 5'-nucleotidase ISN1. Gene Ontology annotation, biological process: nicotinamide riboside biosynthetic process; nucleotide metabolic process; inosine salvage. Gene Ontology annotation, molecular function: magnesium ion binding. The record is from RefSeq and is a predicted model, not a curated record. Lineage: Eukaryota; Fungi; Ascomycota; Eurotiomycetes; Eurotiales; Aspergillaceae.
AUGACCACUCGGUAUCGCGUUGAAUAUGCUCUCAAGUCGCAUCGUCGAGACCAGCUGAUUGAAUGGAUCAAAGGUCUUCUGGCGGUCCCCUUUGUGCUGCACUCGCAGCCCACCGCUGUCUACCAGGAACACAGCGAGAAUCUGGUGGCCGUGGCGGCCGACACCCAUCAACGCUACGCGGAGAUCUUCCGGGAUGUCGAGAAGCUCAUCGACGACCACAUCGACCAUGAACGCGACGCCGCGCCCGGCAAGUCCAAACUGAAACUGCUCGUCCCGACCGCGGGCUCCUUCUUCAGCCGGCUCCCGCUCGAAGACGCCUUCAAAUACCAAGACGCCAAACGCAUGAUCAGCCGCCGCCGCUUCGUCGCCCCUUCCUUCAACGACAUCCGCCUCAUUCUCAACACCGCCCAGCUCCUCGGCCUCGUCCGCGGGCCCGGCCUCGACCUCGUCACCUUCGACGGAGACGUCACCCUCUACGACGACGGCGCCUGCCUCACCCCGGACAACCCCGCCAUCCCGCGCAUCAUCCGCCUCCUGCACCAGGGCGUGCGCAUCGGCAUCGUCACCGCCGCAGGCUACACCGAGGGCGCAAAGUACUACGAACGCCUCAAGGGCCUGCUCGACGCCGUCCACGACUCCCCCUCCCUCACCCCCGCCCAGAAAGACGGCCUGGUCGUCAUGGGCGGCGAGAGCAACUUCCUCUUCCGCUUCGACUCCGCUUCCCCGCACCGCCUCUCCUACGUGCGCCGCUCCGAGUGGCUCCUCGACGAAAUGAAGUCCUGGAAGCAGGAGGAUAUCACCCAGCUGCUUGAUAUCGCUGAGUCCUCGCUGCGCGCUUGCGCCGCAAACCUCAAUCUCCCUGUCGCUGUCCUCCGCAAGGACCGCGCCGUCGGCGUCUACCCCCAUGACCGGAGCAAGAUCCACCGCGAGCAGCUCGAGGAGACUGUCCUCGUCGUGCAGAAUACGGUUGAGCGGUCUGUCGUCGGCACCAGGCUGCCUUUUUGCGCGUUUAACGGCGGGAAUGACGUCUUCGUCGAUAUCGGCGACAAGUCCUGGGGUGUGCGCGCUUGUCAGCGGUAUUUCGGGGGGAUCGAACGGUCGCGCACCCUCCAUGUUGGCGAUCAGUUUCUCUCGGCUGGUGCGAAUGAUUUCAAGGCUCGUUUGGCGUCUACGACUGCCUGGAUUGCCAGUCCUUCGGAAACGGUACAGCUGCUCGAUGAACUGGAGGAGUUGCAGAAGACGGAUAAGAAUCAUUCUUGA